UUCUUAGAAGCGGAAAACAAGGUGAGCCGAAGUGGAAGCCUUUGGACCCGUUUUCUUAUUUACUCCUCCAUUCGUUUUCUUCCUUCCAUCGUUUCUUCCUCCUCCUCUCUUCUUCUUCUUCCCUUUAGCCUAAAUCAUUUUCUAGCCGCUACCACAUUUUUUAUCUCUAGUUUUUCUCUCUCGAUCUCAGGUAGAAGAAAAUGGCUGAUGGUGAAGACAUUCAACCUCUUGUUUGCGACAAUGGAACUGGAAUGGUUAAGGCUGGUUUUGCUGGAGAUGAUGCACCUCGAGCUGUGUUUCCUAGUAUUGUGGGUCGUCCUCGUCACACCGGUGUGAUGGUUGGGAUGGGGCAAAAGGAUGCUUAUGUUGGCGAUGAAGCUCAAUCGAAGCGAGGUAUUUUAACUCUCAAGUACCCUAUUGAGCAUGGGAUUGUCAACAAUUGGGAUGAUAUGGAGAAGAUUUGGCAUCAUACUUUCUAUAAUGAGCUACGUGUUGCUCCUGAGGAGCAUCCGAUUCUACUUACCGAGGCACCGCUUAACCCGAAAGCUAAUCGUGAGAAGAUGACUCAAAUCAUGUUUGAGACUUUUAAUGCCCCGGCUAUGUAUGUGGCUAUUCAGGCUGUUCUUUCUCUUUAUGCCAGUGGUCGUACAACCGGUAUUGUGCUUGACUCUGGAGAUGGUGUGAGCCACACUGUUCCUAUCUAUGAGGGUUAUGCCCUUCCACAUGCGAUCCUACGUCUUGAUCUUGCUGGUCGUGACCUCACGGAUGCGCUGAUGAAGAUCCUAACUGAGCGUGGUUACUCUUUCACCACCACAGCAGAGCGUGAAAUUGUCAGAGACAUAAAGGAGAAGCUUUGCUACAUUGCUCUUGACUACGAGCAGGAGCUCGAGACAGCCAAAACCAGCUCAGCUGUUGAGAAGAACUACGAGCUACCUGAUGGGCAAGUGAUCACCAUUGGAUCAGAGCGAUUCCGUUGCCCAGAGGUUCUUUACCAGCCAUCUAUGAUUGGUAUGGAGAAUGCUGGUAUCCAUGAAACCACCUAUAACUCCAUAAUGAAGUGUGAUGUCGACAUCAGAAAGGACUUGUACGGUAACAUUGUGCUCAGUGGUGGAACCACAAUGUUCCCAGGAAUCGCCGACAGAAUGAGCAAAGAAAUCACUGCUUUGGCUCCAAGCAGCAUGAAGAUCAAAGUCGUUGCCCCUCCAGAGAGGAAAUACUCCGUCUGGAUUGGAGGGUCUAUCUUGGCCUCCCUCAGUACCUUCCAGCAGAUGUGGAUCGCAAAGGCAGAAUACGACGAGUCAGGCCCGUCGAUUGUUCACAGGAAAUGCUUCUGAGUUCAAAGUUGAUCAUUUUUCAGAGAAGCACCACCGAGGUUUUUCCGACCAUUUCUCAAGCCGGGUUUUUAAUCUUCCGUUAUUCUGCUCUUUGUUUUUGUUCUUUUAUGUUUUGGAAUUCAUGCCAAAUACAUUUUCAAGGAUUUAUGGUAAUCUGUUUGUAGUAUGGUUAAAAUCUAAUGCAACUUUGUUUUUGAGUGAAUAAGUACACACCUCUUUCUCUUCAA
This is a messenger RNA of Arabidopsis lyrata subsp. lyrata, 1561 nucleotides long. Its product is annotated as actin-1. Gene Ontology annotation, cellular component: cytoplasm. Bases 201 to 1334 code for a protein of 377 amino acids. The transcript is spliced from 5 exons. NCBI's taxonomy places the organism in Eukaryota, Viridiplantae, Streptophyta, Magnoliopsida, Brassicales, Brassicaceae. The record is from RefSeq and is a predicted model, not a curated record.